AUGAAGGACUAUACGGCUGCUACGCUGUUCCUAGCCCUAGCGUGUGUUUCUGCCCAACCGACGCGUCGUACUAGUCGCUGCGCAAUCAAAAGCAUUCCCAACUAUCAUGAGAAUGCCGGCGUACUCCAAUUCGUCGACCCUCUUAUCGGGACAUAUGGCGAUUCGCCGAACAACAAUGGCGGAAUGAUCCCCUCCGUCGCGCCUCCAUUCGCAAUGACUCGAUGGACACCACAAACACGAGAAAACUUCAUUUCCCAAUGUCCAUAUGGUGACAGCGAUCGCCGCAUCCAUGGAUUUCAGGCUACACAUCAGCCGGCUAUUUGGAUGGGGGAGGCGGGUCAAAUUGUUUUGAGCCCUGGAAUGGGCGAAGUCCAGCCCGCGUUUAUCAACCGGGGACUUGCAUUCCGAAAAGAGGACGAAAAGAGCACACCCUAUGUUUACGAGGUUCUUCUUGAUGCUACGCAGCUUUUGAACCGCGAUUUGAAUGCUACAGCGGCCUAUGCUAAUGAUGGACCUGAUCCUGGCGGCGCUGGUGCGGUCCCAGAGGAGGUUGAAGAAGGAGCCAAUGGUCGGACGAGAAAGCGGAAUGAGGCGCAGGUGGAGAUCAGCUCCAAAUCUCACGAUGAAACGUACCCGAAGUCAAUUCAGGUAGCUCUAGCAGCGGAUUCGCACGCAGGACAUCUCCGAUUUGACUUCCAGGACUGCAGUGGGAAGUCGGAGCCAUGGGUCUUCAUUGAGAUUUCUCGCCAGAACUGGACUGGAGAAGCCCAUAUUGAUCCUAAUGCCAAUGAGGUUUAUGGUUAUAACUCUGAAAGACAAGACUACUUACUCGGACCGGACCAUGCAUCCUCAUUCAAGGGGUACUUUGUCUCGCGAUUCUCCGAGCCAUUUGCGAGUUAUGGCGUGACCAACGGAAACACCUCCCUGGAAGGUCAGAGUGACCGUACUGGCAAUUUUACCGGUGCAUUUGUCCGAUUCAGUCCAAACGUGACUGCCGUAGAAGUCCGAACUGGCAUUUCAUAUGUUAGUGUGGAACAAGCACGACGCAAUCUAGAGAUUGAGACUCCGGCUGGCUCUAAAUUUGAAGAUACCGUUCAAAAUGUCAAGGAAGCAUGGCUUGAAAAGCUAAGUCGCGUAACAAUCGAAGGUGUCAACAAAACCGACUCUGAUCAUGACCCCCGCAAGAUCUUUUAUACCGGUCUCUUUCAUGCUUUGCAAUAUCCAAGUGAUUUCUCCGAGCCUGCUUCGCAUGAUGGAAAUGAACGGACGUUUUACUCGGGAUACACUGACAGUGUACACACUGCAAACGAUUCCUACUAUCAGUCAUGGUCCAUUUGGGACACUUAUCGAGCAGAGCAUUCCCUAUUGACACUCUUCGCGCCUGAGCGAGUGAACAGCAUGAUGCGUUCGAUGCUUCAAAUUUUUGAUUGGUCUGGGUGGUUACCCAUGUGGGCUAAUAUGAUCGAAACCAAUAUCAUGAUCGCCACAAACGCUGACGCAGUCUUGGCAAACGCCUUAGAGAGAGGGUUCCGAGAUUUCGACAUUGCGAAAGCGUGGGCUGCAGUUAAGAAAGACGCAUAUACACCCCCAGAGCACGACCUUGAGACUCUUUACUAUGACAGAGAGCCUUACACCUCGUACGAGGUGCGUGCUGGUCUUACAGCCUAUAUGAAGCAGGGUUGGGUAUCAAAUGAUGGAUGGUCUGAAGCCGGCAGUAGGACUUUGGACUAUGCGUUCGAUGACUAUGCCUGCUCCAUUGUCGGGGCUCAUGCUGGCGCGGACAAUGCGUCCAUCGAAGCGCUCCGCGUCCGUAGUGGUAACUAUGCUACCAUUUGGAACAAUGAGACUCAGUUCAUGCAGGCACGGAAUGGAAAUGGAACUUGGGCGAAUAGUGAAUGGGGCUGGACGGAAGGAGAUGACUGGGUCUACACUUUCGACGUGUUGCAUGAUAUCGAAGGCUUGUCUCAACUGUUUGGCAGCCGGGAAUCCAUGCGCGGCAAAUUGGAUGUUUACUUUCAAGGCGGACAUAAUGACCAGACGAAUGAGCCAAGUCAUCAUGUUCCUUAUCUUUAUUCAGUCCUCGGCUACCCGGCUAGCUCUGCGGAGACCAUUCCUGGCAUCGCCUGGUCCAACUACAAUGCUACAAGCGGGGGCCUGAGUGGGAACGAUGAUUUGGGUCAGACAAGUGCUUGGUAUAUUUUCUCAGCUUUGGGAUUUUAUCCGGUCAAUCCUGCAAGCGAUGAAUACAUUGUUGGGACGCCAUUCUUCGAGAAGACUACCAUUCGAUUCCCAGCGGAGGCUGCUACGGGUGGUCGACCCACAGAUAGACCGGAUAGAGUGCUCGUUAUCACUGCCCCGGGAGCACCUACCAAGCCAUACAUCAAGAGCUUGAAAGUCGGCGGCAAGAUCCUCAUGUCUCCAGUUUUGACGCACACCGAUAUUCUACAUGCAGGAAGCAUCCAGUUCGAGAUGAGCGAUGCUCCUACAUCCUGGGGAACAGUUCCACUAUGGGAAGAAUAA
Penicillium malachiteum is the source of this 2520-nucleotide messenger RNA. RefSeq names its product GH92 family glycosyl hydrolase. The transcript is spliced from 2 exons. Lineage: Eukaryota; Fungi; Ascomycota; Eurotiomycetes; Eurotiales; Aspergillaceae. Bases 1 to 2520 code for a protein of 839 amino acids. The record is from RefSeq and is a predicted model, not a curated record. Gene Ontology annotation, molecular function: carbohydrate binding; peptide-N4-(N-acetyl-beta-glucosaminyl)asparagine amidase activity. Gene Ontology annotation, biological process: protein quality control for misfolded or incompletely synthesized proteins; protein deglycosylation; glycoprotein catabolic process. Gene Ontology annotation, cellular component: nucleus; cytosol.